Molecule: messenger RNA, 1013 nt
Organism: Aaosphaeria arxii CBS 175.79
Lineage: Eukaryota; Fungi; Ascomycota; Dothideomycetes; Pleosporales
Product: DUF1768-domain-containing protein
Exons: 3
Coding region: 147-932 (261 amino acids)
Source: RefSeq, a predicted model, not a curated record
CAACGACCCCUACAUACAAUCAAUCAUCAACUUUAAUCCAAAAAAACACGACAUCCUCAACAGCUUCCCCCACGAUACCAGACAUCACAUCCAAUGCAAUCAAACACAAUAGAAAGAACAACAGACAACCCAGCAACCUACCAACAAUGCCACCGAAAGCCCACCUCCCAAAAAGACUCGCAGACCCCUCUACCACCACCACCAUGCCAUCGAAGAGAGUAACAACACGCUCCAUGACCAGCACAUCCCUCCGCCCACAAACCUCGACCACCACUGGCAGCGCAUCGACCGCGAAAUCCACAGUCAAGAUGCCGAAAAACGUGGCGUCGAAUUUGGCAGCAGCGGCGGCGGUGUCAUCUUCCGCGGAGACGAAAGGGGAGCAGAAGGGAAAGGGAGAGGAUGAGGGACCGAUGUAUUUCUGGCGGCCGCACGAGCGGUACGGGUACAUGGGUCAGUGGUACGAGAGCGAGUGGGAGGUCGAUGGGGCGACGUACGCGACGGCGGAGAUGUGGAUGAUGGUUGGGAAGGCGAGGUUGUUUGGUGAUGAGGACAUUGCGAGACAAAUACUAUCGACGACAGAUCCGAAGCUACACAGGGCGCUGGGUCGGCAGGUCGAGAGGUUCGACGAGAAGGUGUGGAAUAAGGAGAAGUAUCGGAUCGUGGUGGAGGGGAACUAUCUAAAGUUCACGAAGAGUAAAGAUGCAGACGAGCUGAGGAAGAUGCUGCUGGCUACUGGGGAUAGGGAGCUGGUGGAGGCGAGUCCUAGGGAUAGGAUUUGGGGGAUUGGGUUUGGGGAGAAGAAUGCGGGGAAGAAUAGGUAUCGAUGGGGUCUGAAUUUGUUAGGCAAGGCUCUUAUGGAUGUUAGGAAGAGACUGCGAGAGGAAGACACGGAGACGGAGAAAAAGCAGGGUGAGGUGACCGGACAAUCGUAGCGGUCAUGUCAUCUUUCACAAUGAAGAGUGGAAGUGUGCAGAUACAUCAUUAGAUUGUUUCAAAGGGUGAUGAGAAGAGGA